AUGCAACGCUACAUGGCAAUCAAAUCCGCAAAUCUGCCCUCAGCUGUUGCCGCUCCACGAACUCGGGAGUUUCGAUGCCCACCGAAUGUGCAAAUCCGCAAUCUCCUCUACAUGCCUGGUCCAGGAGGGCCCUCGGGUCUUCUGGAAGAGGUUGGAUCGUCAAGUGAGGUUGAAGCACUCUCUGCGCUAGAGCUUGUUGACGGUGCUGAUGCUCUAGUGGUUGAUGGGUGCUCCAAAAAUCCUUGUGCGGAGGAUAUUAAGGCAAGUUGA
Molecule: messenger RNA, 270 nt
Organism: Rodentolepis nana
Lineage: Eukaryota; Metazoa; Platyhelminthes; Cestoda; Cyclophyllidea; Hymenolepididae
Source: the annotation of a GenBank genome assembly